Messenger RNA from Aspergillus piperis CBS 112811, 866 nucleotides. RefSeq lists its product as uncharacterized. Lineage: Eukaryota; Fungi; Ascomycota; Eurotiomycetes; Eurotiales; Aspergillaceae. The coding region runs from base 158 to 757 and encodes 199 amino acids. The record is from RefSeq and is a predicted model, not a curated record. The transcript has 4 exons.
GCUUCCUUUAUCUGGUCUCUCACGUUGGGCCCGAUACGAUUGCAAGGGUAGCGAACGCAGAAAGACUGCUUCAAUUCCCAAGACGACUCCAUUAGGAGCCCAGUCAUACGGUCCUUCUCCGAGUCGUCUCUCUGGGCUUUUGGCAGACCUGUUCAGCAUGAGUGGUUACCCAAGGCGCAACAAUCACGAUGGCUCUGAUAGCUACAUCGUGAACCACCAGCUUGCCUUACCUGUUCCAUACAGUCACGGGGACAGUCACGACUUUGGGGUAAAUGAUACAGGAUCGUAUCCUUUCCAGCAGCAACCAUUCAGUACUUAUGCGUCACAUUUUGGUUCACCCUAUAGUCAUUCUGGCAUCACAUCCAGCACCCACCAUCUGUCACCUCAUCAGUCACCGGGCCAUUCGGUCCCGCCAACUCCAGAUCAUGUACCUCUUCAGCAUCAUAUCCAGUAUAUGCCUCAGUCACGUUACCUCCAGUCACCAGGGUUUCUCCCACUUCGUGAUGCAUUCAGCGAAGCAGAUAUUGAAAGCCAGGAUUCGCAGAAUGAGAGUUCUAUGCUAUCAGAGCCAGUCAUCCCUCCACUGGACGGCUUUCCUAAUGUAAGGGAGUUUGAUCAGUUGAUGAAAAGUUAUGUCGACGACCUUUCCGUCAAAAAGCAGGAUAAGGCUUUGAUCCACGCCAAAAGGGCACGGAACAUCAAAACCGUACUGAUGGACCCCAAAGACACGGCUGUGGAAUCAGCCCAAUUCCGGUAAUUCGCCCCAUUGCAAGCGAUAUAGGCUCACUUCACUUGAGGCUAAAGUUUAUGUCAAUCUAGAUUCUGGGUAAAGAAAAUUGCACGAAAAUGAUUUGCCAUGAGGGAAA